This is a messenger RNA of Heterostelium album PN500, 597 nucleotides long. RefSeq names its product CBS domain-containing protein. The record is from RefSeq and is a predicted model, not a curated record. NCBI's taxonomy places the organism in Eukaryota, Evosea, Eumycetozoa, Acytosteliales, Acytosteliaceae. The transcript is spliced from 2 exons. The coding region runs from base 1 to 597 and encodes 198 amino acids.
AUGGAAAAUAAUAAUAUAGAUAAAAAAGAAUCAUUAGAAUUUCAUGUGAAUGAUAAAGAUUUGAAAUUCAUGAUGACCGAUCAUAUCUUUCAUAUAUCGAAUGCUCAACGAAUGGAAUACAACCCACCUCUACAUAAGAUCAUGAGUAAAAACAUGGUUGGAUGUAAACCUGGUGAUACUCUCGAACAUGUAUUCAAAGUAAUGGUGAAAUACGGAUAUAAAAGACUACCGGUUGUCGACGAAAACUAUACUCUACUAGGAAUCGUAACCGAUAGAGAUAUAAGAGUAUACUCUAAAUCUCCAUUCGAAACAAAGAGUGAAGAAGAAUGGUUCGAAUUUUUAAGAUCUAAAAAAGUAAAUGAUAUAUUACCACCUAAAGCAGCUUUACAAGUAUUACAUGAAGAUGACACCACUCUGGAUGCAUGUAAGAUGAUGAUACAAAAUACUAUUACCGGACUGCCUGUUGUUAAUAAAGAGGGUAGAUUGACUGGAAUCAUAUCCAGAUCCGAUCUAUUGGAUCAAUUCAUUAGAAUAGCUGAACCAAUGUAUACAUAUCAAGAACAAAAAGGUAGUGAAUUAGAUCCAAUAACAUUAUAA